Molecule: messenger RNA, 648 nt
Organism: Aspergillus sclerotioniger CBS 115572
Lineage: Eukaryota; Fungi; Ascomycota; Eurotiomycetes; Eurotiales; Aspergillaceae
Gene: erg2
Product: C-8 sterol isomerase ERG2
Exons: 3
Coding region: 1-648 (215 amino acids)
Biological process (GO): ergosterol biosynthetic process
Cellular component (GO): endoplasmic reticulum
Source: RefSeq, a predicted model, not a curated record
AUGCGCUGCAUUAGCUUCGCCGUGGCCCUUCUGGCUCUUUUUGCCGGCCUCUACAGCUACCUGAACGCGCGUCUGGAGCAAUUCUACAUCUUCGAUCCCUCCCACCUACAUGACCUGUCGCAACGGGCCAUUGCCGCUCACGGUAAUGACACCCGCUCCGUGGUCAAUUUCAUCGUCUCCGAGUUGGAGGAUAAGGUCUCAGCCACCCAUCUGAACAAGGAGGAAGAAUGGGUCUUCAACAACGCCGGUGGUGCCAUGGGCGCCAUGUAUAUUAUUCAUGCUAGUAUCACGGAGUACCUCAUCAUUUUCGGCACCGCCAUUGGCACCGAGGGCCACACCGGCCGCCACACGGCCGACGACUACUUCAACAUCCUCCAGGGAACCCAGCUGGCUUACGUGCCCGGGUCCUACGAGCCCGAGGUCUACCCCCAGGGAAGCGUGCACCACCUCCGCCGCGGCGAGGUCAAGCAGUACAAGAUGGACGAGUCGUGCUUUGCGCUGGAAUACGCUCGUGGCUGGAUCCCUCCGAUGCUCUUCUUCGGAUACGCCGACACCUUCUCCAGCACUCUGGACUUCCCGACCCUGUGGGCGACCUCGAGAAUCACCGGCCGGGAGAUGAUCGCCAACGCGCUCAAGGGCAAGAUGUAA